Labeo rohita (rohu) is the source of this 1311-nucleotide messenger RNA. RefSeq names its product coagulation factor VIII associated (gene f8a). Gene Ontology annotation, molecular function: protein binding. Gene Ontology annotation, biological process: vesicle cytoskeletal trafficking. The record is from RefSeq and is a predicted model, not a curated record. Lineage: Eukaryota; Metazoa; Chordata; Actinopteri; Cypriniformes; Cyprinidae. The transcript has 12 exons. The coding region runs from base 117 to 1070 and encodes 317 amino acids. Gene Ontology annotation, cellular component: early endosome.
AGCCCCGCCCUUAUUCUGUGUAAACCAAUCAAAAGACACCUUCAUAUGCGUUCAACCAAUGGACCACUCGAAUCCGAACUUCCUGUCUGUUUGCUCCUCCUCCUGAAGUGUCAACAAUGGCAGCCGAGGGAGAUUUUCUGACGCGCUACCGGGCGGUGUCAAAUAAACUGAAAAAACGCUUUCUGCGAAAACCUAAUGUCGCUGAAGCAAGUGAACAGUUUGGUCAGCUGGCCAAAGAGCUCAAACAGCAGGACUGUCCUCAGUAUGCUGCCUUCUGUAAUCUCGCAAUGGCCCGCUGUGAACAGACCCUCUUCAAUGCUCCAGGAGAAGCCCUGGCAUUGACAGAUGCAGCUCGACUCUUUUUGGCCUCGGAACAGGAAACCAGAGCGCUGAGGGCUCCUGGCUUUGAUGAGAAUAUGCAGGCAGCCAUGAACUGCUAUAGUUUUGCUAUUAAGGUCUAUAUUGAGAUGAAUCAGCCUGUUAUGGCGGCCAGUCUCUCACUGGAGCUUGGCAAUGCUCUGAAGGAGAUGAACAGACCCGGGGAGGCGAUAGUUCAUUUCCAGAGAGCUGCAGAACUGCAGAUUCAGACUCCAAUUGAGGCCCUGCUGUCACUGUGGGAAAUGGCUUCCUGCAAAAUACUGACCCGUGAUUAUGAUGGCGCUCUUGCCGUUCUCUCUGAGAUGCAGCACAUGUGUCAGGAACGAGGACUACAGCUACCCGGGACAAACACCCCUGUCGGUGCAUUUAUGGAUAUCAUAGCAAAGUGUGAAAUCUCCAGGGUAUUACUUCUUAUGCUGCUUGAGCCUCCCCCUCAAAAGCUAUUACCCGAGCAUGCUCAAACACUAGAGCGAUACGCCUGGGAAUCCUUCGACUCACAUAGUCAGGUAAACUUCCUUCCAGAAAAUGUGUUCCUCCUUCUACAGUCGGUUGUGAUGGCCUGUCAGGAAAAGGACACAGAAUCUCUUAAGGCUCUCCAGACAGAACUAUGGCCUCUGCUUUCGGCAGAACAGAAUCAUCUCCUCCACUUAGUUGUUCAGGAACGAAUUACACCCUCCGGUCAGGGCAUAUGAUUCAGUGCAAUACACCCCCACAAAACAGAUCUUAUUGGAACAUUCCUAUGCUAGUGCCUGGUGCAUUUUGCAUGAGGACUGUAGAAGGUCACUGAACCUUACAGAGCUGUACAUGCAAAAGGUUUCAUUGCUUUUGUGAUAUAAAUGUACAUUUUAUUCACCAUUUUCAUAUAAUGGCAAGAUAUUGUGUGAUAAAGUUAAAUGAUUGUGUUAAAGCUUAUUUAAAGUUGUUAAAUAUUGA